Molecule: messenger RNA, 1965 nt
Organism: Dracunculus medinensis (Guinea worm)
Lineage: Eukaryota; Metazoa; Nematoda; Chromadorea; Rhabditida; Dracunculidae
Source: the annotation of a GenBank genome assembly
AUGAAGGAAUUCAUCAUAUUUGGUACUGAAUUCGAUAACGAUGAUGAUAACGAAACUAUAUCUUGUCGCCGGCCACUUUCUAUAGCUGAACAGACUGUGCGAGAUGAACAAGGUAGGCGACGAUUUCAUGGUGCUUUUACUGGAGGAUUUUCAGCUGGUUAUUUUAACACAGUCGGUUCUAAACAAGGAUGGGAGCCAAGCCAGUUUCGAUCUACUCGAGAAGAACGUUGGAAAAAAAUGGAAUUACGACCAGAAGAUUUUAUGGAUGAAGAAGAUUUGGGAGAAUUUGGUAUUGCUUCGAGAAAGUUGCGUACCACAGCUGGUGCUGGAGGGGUUAAAGAGAAGCAUCGUUUGGCUUGGGAGCAUCAAGGGUCAUCAUUGGAAAACGCGAUAAAAUCGCGAAUUGAAGCUAUUAUUCAUCCCAUCAGAGAUUCAAUGGGUAUUCGCUUGUUAAAAAAAAUGGGCUGGCGAGAGGGACAAGAAAUUGGACUAAAACUUUCGCGGGGAGAAAGUAAAAAAGGUAUUAAAGAUGAUUCGCUGUUGGAAAAUCAAAAUCGACCUUCAGAGGAUGUUCUUUUGCAUUAUUUGAAGUCCAGAAACGGUGUUCAUGGCCUUGGCUAUGAAGGGCUGAAAUUCAGUUCAAUUCUUUGUCAAGAUAGGCGAUUGGAAUCAGCACUAAAAUUAAAAGCGAAAAGCAAAGGUAUACGUGGUCAGGCUUUUGGCGUUGGAGUUUUCGAAGAAGAUGAAGAUGAUACUAAUAUUUAUACUGAAUUUGAUUGGUCAAAAUAUGAUUUUUCUCUUGAUAACGAAAAUCAACCAACAACAUCUAGAAAUGAUUCGCAUGACACAUCAUUUGUAAUGGAUAAUAGACGACAAAAAGCGCGUAUUUUUUUUGCACCGCCUCGGAUUCCACCAACUUUUCGACCUAUCCACAAUCCUAUUUUACCUGAUAUAUCAAGUAUGCCUAAUACACUACAGAAAAUCGGAGAAACAAUGACUCAUGCCCAAAGAGCACGUUUUCUCGGUGAAGUUGACAAGAAUUUGAUGUUAGAACUUGUUCAUGAUGAAGAUCGAAAACGUCUCAGUCUUUCAAACAAAGCGGAACAACAAAUCAGAGAUGUUUUUGAGGAUGAACCAAUGAAGCAAGCUCGAUUUAAACUCUUUCUAAAUUAUUUAAAACGAGGACUUAAUUUUCCACAACCUCCAGAAAUGACUUCUUUGGAAUGGGAGCGUGAAUUAGCGGAUUUUUAUCACGUUCUUCCUCCUCAUUUGCGCAGUUUAUUGCCUGAGGUGAAAUCGCGUCAACUGCCUUUGGCGAGUUCUAAACUUGCUGCUCCUAUAGCGCAAGUGCUGAAAGCAAAAUUUGUUACUUCCUCAGGGGCAGAAUCUAAAAGAUUGCACGAAUCAAAGAAUCAGGACCAGAUUAUCGCUGUAAGGUCAAAAAUGUUCGGUGAAUUGACUCGUCGCGUUUAUGAUUGGUAUCCUGCAAAAAAUCUGUCAAAGAAAUUCAAUAUCCCCGAUCCUUAUCCAUCAUCAAUCAUUGUGGGUGCACCUGAUCUUCAGAAAUCUGAGAAAGCUGAAACAUUGUUAAAUCUAGGAAGCACUUCACAAGAAUUGGAAUAUAAAGCAAACCAAGUCAAAAUCAACUUUACUAUUGAUGAACCUGGGAAGAGUUUGGCACGAAAUAAAGUUGAGGAUGAAACUACUGAUAGGAAUCACGCUGAAUGCCAACCCAAAGCUGAAAGGCCUUCGGAUGAUUUCCUUCGAGCUGUAUUUGGUACAGAUGAUUCUUCAGAGAGUGAUUCUGAAGAUAUAUUCGACAUUCCACCACCAUCGAAAGAGGCAGAAAAUACGUUUUUAGAAAAAAAUCCAAAACCGGAGAUGGCUAUGCAAAAAAUGAUUAACGUAAUGGAUAUUGAUAUAUCUGAUGAGGAAUUCGGACCAGUUCCUCCACCGCUAGGUUAA